AUGAAGUCAGACCCCAGCCGUAGGAACCAGAAGAAAUUCUGUAGGUUCCAUGGCGAUGUCGGCCACCACACCAACGAUUGUGCCGACCUCAAGGACGAGAUCGAAAGAUUGAUCCGCGAGGGAAGGUUACAGGAAUUCAGGGCCGAGCGAAGGAUCCGAAAUGACGGCCAUGGUGGGCAGAAUGACGGAGGAGACUCGAGGAGGUCUCAAAAGGACUACGCCCACGAGGCCAGGGGGGUUUAUCAGGAGCGAUUCUGGAGCAUCUCUUCCGCAAAAGCUCCAAGAUACAGCCACACGGAUGUGGCUUUUAACGAGAAUGACGCUAGCGGGGUUCAUUUUCCCCACAACGAUGCCUUGGUGGUGGAAGCCAUGAUAGGAAACCACACUGUGUGCAGAAUCCUGGUGGACAAUGGGAGCUCGGUGGACUUCCUAUACUCCGAUUGCUUGGAGAAAAUGGGGAUCCAGAAGGAACAAUUGGAGAAAACCUCCAGGCCGCUAUAUGGUUUCACAGGCGACUCCGUCAUCCCUCAAGGGACCAUCCGCCUACCCAUAACUGCCAGUGAAAAACCUCGAUAG
Molecule: messenger RNA, 576 nt
Organism: Morus notabilis
Lineage: Eukaryota; Viridiplantae; Streptophyta; Magnoliopsida; Rosales; Moraceae
Exons: 2
Coding region: 1-576 (191 amino acids)
Source: RefSeq, a predicted model, not a curated record